Equus caballus (horse) is the source of this 957-nucleotide messenger RNA. Lineage: Eukaryota; Metazoa; Chordata; Mammalia; Perissodactyla; Equidae. The record is from RefSeq and is a predicted model, not a curated record.
AUGAACAAAUCAAUGGAAAUAGAGUUCAUUCUGCUUGGACUGACAAAUGACCCUCUCUUGCAAAUUGUGAUUUUCCUGUUUCUGUUCUUCAACUACAUCUUGAGUCUGAUGGGGAACUUAAUCAUCAUCCUUCUCACCAUGCUGGAUCCUCAUCUCAAGACACCAAUGUAUUUCUUCCUUCGAAAUUUUUCCUUCUUAGAGGUUUCAUUCACAACCAUAUGCAUUCCACGAUUCUUGAUAAGCAUUCUAACUGGAAACAAAACAAUUUCCUACAAUGGUUGUGCAACUCAGUUAUUUUUCUUUCUUUUGUUAGGCGUUACAGAGUUUUACCUUUUGGCUGCCGUGUCCUAUGACCGAUAUGUUGCCAUCUGCAAACCCUUGCAUUACCCAAUCAUUAUGAACAGUAAAAUGUGCUAUCAGCUUGUACUCAGCUCCUGGGUAACUGGCUUCCUCAUCAUAUUUCCCCCUUUGGUCUUGGGACUCAAGCUGGAUUUCUGUGCUUCCAAAACUAUUAAUCACUUCCUCUGUGACACUUCUCCUAUCCUGCAGCUCUCUUGCACAGAUACACGUUUCAUAGAACUUAUGGCUUUUAUCUUAGCUGUCGUGACACUUGUGGUCACUUUGUUGUUAGUGAGUCUGUCUUACACAUACAUCAUCAAAACCAUUCUAAAAUUCCCAUCUGUUCAACAACGAGCAAAGGCCUUUUCCACCUGUUCCUCACACAUGGUUGUUGUCUCUAUUACUUACGGUAGCUGUAUGUUUAUGUAUAUGAAACCAUCAGCAAAGGAAAGAGUGGCUUUAACUAAAGGUGUAGCUGUACUCAACACCUCUGUUGCUCCUUUACUAAACCCCUUCAUUUACACCCUAAGGAAUCAGCAGGUGAAAGAAGCUCUCAAGGAUAUGCUUCAAAGGUUUUGUUAUUUUCAAAACAAUGACACAAAAUUUGGAUAUAAAUAA